CCCGGAAGUACAACAAGCCCGGUGUUCGCCUUACUGCACCAUGACGGCUGUGAAUCUCACAGAAUUAUCUCUCCCCCAGCUCGAGCAGCUGAAAAAUCAGCUAGAGCAGGAGACAGAGUUUUUGACGUCUUCUAUCGGACAGCUCAAAGUUGUGCAAACGAAGUAUGUUGAGGCUAAGGAGAGUCUGAAUAUACUCAACAAGUCAAACGAAGGAAAAGAACUACUUGUUCCUCUCACGAGCUCUAUGUAUGUGCCUGGAACACUGAAUGAUGUGGAUAAUGUAUUGGUAGAUGUGGGAACUGGGUAUUAUGUAGAAAAGAAUGUAGAUGACACCAAGAACUUCUUCAAACGAAAAAUCGACUUUCUCACCAAACAGAUAGAAAAAAUUCAGCCAGCGCUGCAGGAAAAGCACACCAUGAAGCAAGCGGUGGUUGAAGUCAUGAGCAUGAAACUACAGCAGUUACACAGCCAGCAGACGUCAUCAUCAACAACCACCAAGGCAUAGGAGACGAACAUACAGAAGAAAAUACACCAUACACUCUCACAGACAGGUUUUCUUGCCAAAAAAAAAAAAAAAAGUUCUCAGCAGUAGAAUAGAUCCGAAUGACUUAACUGUCAGAGCUUUUGAGUGGAGACACAAUAGGGCUGUCUUAGGACAUGUGUGUACACACAAACACACACACACACACACACACACACACACACACAGCAGACUCUCAGAUAUAACCUAAGCAUGUGUGACCUCUUUAACCCCAGCACAGAGGCACAGGUGACCUCGGACUGGAUACCUGUCUGUCAGCAUAUUCUGUGUUUGUAAGUAAGAGACUCGUUUAAUCCUGAGGAGUGUGUCUCAGUCUGUUAUGUGUUCACUAAAUUAAUAUUUGCAUACAUUCAUACAUGAAUUAAUAAAAGUGCUUCAAACGUC
Messenger RNA from Alosa alosa (allis shad), 925 nucleotides. It is a transcript of the gene pfdn5, whose product is annotated as prefoldin 5. Gene Ontology annotation, cellular component: cytoplasm; prefoldin complex. The record is from RefSeq and is a predicted model, not a curated record. Bases 41 to 505 code for a protein of 154 amino acids. Gene Ontology annotation, biological process: regulation of DNA-templated transcription; protein folding. The transcript has 6 exons. Lineage: Eukaryota; Metazoa; Chordata; Actinopteri; Clupeiformes; Clupeidae.